Molecule: messenger RNA, 1134 nt
Organism: Exophiala bonariae
Lineage: Eukaryota; Fungi; Ascomycota; Eurotiomycetes; Chaetothyriales; Herpotrichiellaceae
Exons: 3
Coding region: 1-1134 (377 amino acids)
Source: RefSeq, a predicted model, not a curated record
AUGCCUUGGAAUGGAUUCAACCCAAUUGAGGACCGUUCAGCUUUGGAUUUACAUAAUCUCUCGUCAUUGAAUACAUACGGAGCAGGAGUCUUCUUGACCUCAAACGAUGUCGUCACAACAACCAGCCCCACCUGGAUCCUAGGAGAGAUCCCCGACACUACAGGUGCGUUACGAAACUCUACCGCGUGCGCUGUGGUGAUGGUCGACCACAGUGAUGUGGAUGUGGAUGUGGAUGUCUUCUACUUUUACUUCUAUUCCUUCAACGAGGGUGGAGAUAUCCUGCAAGUUGUACCACCAUUGGAGAAGCUCUUGCCCGAGGCUAAGCCUGGUGACCACUAUGGCAACCAUGUCGGCGACUGGGAACAUAACAUGAUCCGCUUCAAGAAUACUAAACCAACUGGUAUAUGGUACAGUCAGCACGCCUAUGGGCAGGGUUGUGCAUGGGAGGACGAAACAUGCUUCUUCAAGGACGGCGACAGACCGAUAGUAUACAGUGCCAAGGGGUCGCAUGCGAACUAUCCAUUCCCGGGGAAUCACAUUCAUGAUGAAGCACUCAUUGACCUUGCAGCAACAGGCCAGAUCUGGGACCCCGUGAAGCCGGCAUAUUAUUACAGAUACGACCCUGACAGUAAAACUUUUGAAGCUGCAGACCCGUCCACUUCACCAACCGACUGGCUGUACUUCGAUGGUCAAUGGGGCGACAAGCAAUACCCAGACUCCGAUCCGCGACAGCAAACAGUACGCUACUUCGGCCUCAAGAAGUACAAUGACGGACCUAAUGGUCCUCAGUUCAAAAACCUUGUCCGAAAAGGGGUGAUGCCAGACCAUAAGCCAAGGGAUCCGCUGAUGAAGAAAUUGGUGCGGUGGUAUUUGUCGAUGUAUGGGUGUUGUCUCAAAGGAUACAAUCCCUGGGCUGUAAUCGUUACAGUUGUGCUAGCACUGGCUCUUCUUGUUGGCCUGACCGUUUUCGCGGUGAGGAAACUCAGACCACGGGUAUGGACCUGGGUCCAAAGAAAAGGAUGGCUUGCCAGUCGCAAGCAACGCAUAUCUCGACUUGAGCAGGAAGAUGUACAGUUGGGACUUCUUGAGCCUGAGAGAAUAGAAGAUGAAAGUAGAUAUCGAUACCCCGAAUAG